Molecule: messenger RNA, 2286 nt
Organism: Anopheles coluzzii
Lineage: Eukaryota; Metazoa; Arthropoda; Insecta; Diptera; Culicidae
Product: kanadaptin
Exons: 3
Coding region: 173-2170 (665 amino acids)
Molecular function (GO): mRNA binding; protein binding
Source: RefSeq, a predicted model, not a curated record
UGUUGAAUUUUCAACUGGUAACAAACGGAUGGUGGGUUGUUUUCUUAUUACGGCGUAUUGUUUUCCGGAGAAGCUAGCGCAGUCUAAUUGAUUGGCCUAACUCCUAGCUGUAUCUACAAACAUAGUAUAUUUCCUUUGCCGGACACAUUGCAGUGCGAAACAAAGCCAGGAUAUGACGGAAAAGGCGGAUUUCAAGAUACCCAACGUAGAUCCGAAGGUUUUAACCAAGCUGCGGAAGUCUGGUCUACCAGCGUCUGUUUCAAAGGCGGACAUCGCUGUACCGACAGGAACGGAACCAAACAUCGCCGAGCAGUUUGAGCAGAAUAAUGUCGAGAUUCCUCCGAUACCUUAUAAGGAACCGUCCUGGUCCCGUAAAUGUGACCCAUCUCAGGAAUACAGCUUCGAGGUGGAGAAAAACGGAGUCAUUGUUGACAAGAUAAAACAACUGCAAAGCAAACCGUUCUGGUUGUUUGGUCGUUUGCCCAACUGCGAUAUCAAUAUGGCACAUCCGACGAUCUCACGCUAUCACGCUAUAUUCCAGUACCGUGCACCACCUGCACAGGAACAGGAUGAAGAGGCUUCGACCCAUCGUGCACAUGCAACCAACGAACCGGGAUGGUAUCUGUACGAUCUUAACAGUACGCACGGUACGUUUUUAAACAAACAACAGAUACCGCCUCGCACGUACGUUCUUGUCCGCGUCGGCUACAUGAUAAAGCUGGGUUCGAGCUCGCGGACUUACAUCUUUCAAGGACCCUCCGACGAUGGCGAGCUCGGUCUAACAAUCACGGAAAUGCGCGAACACAUUAAGAAGCGAAAGGAAAUGUGCAAAGAGAUAAACGAGAUCACCCGAAAGGAGCAGGAACGCAUUGAAAAGUUGCAACAGGAACAGCAGGGGAUUACAUGGGGUAUGGCGGAAGAUGCGGACGAAGAGACGGACCUUACCGAGAAUCCGUACGCUACAUCCAACAACGAGGAACUGUUUCUAGACGAUCCGAAGAAAACUUUGCGCGGAUACUUCGAGCGCGAGGGCCACGAACUGGAGUACAAAGUCGAAGAACUGUCGUCGGGCACGUACUGUUGCAAAGUGGAGCUGCCGAUCGACGAUGCCGACGGGCGUCCCAUCGUAGCCGAAGCGACAAAUAAAGGCAAGAAAAAGGAGGUGGUCGUGCAGUGUGCAUUGGAAGCCUGUCGUAUACUAGAUCGGCAGGGAUUGCUGCGUCAAGCUAACCAUGAGCCGCGACGACGAUUCCAAAAACAAUCGGAUUCGGACGAUGACGACGAUUUUCUUGACCGGACGGGCGCAGUCGAAAAACGACGGCAGCGUAAAGAAGCUGCCAAAAAUCCACAAACGCACACAUACGCUGAUUUGAUUCACAAAGAGGCACAAAUCCUCGAACGUUUGGAGACGAAUGAAUCGAAGAUACAAAACGCGCGGCUCAUCAAACAGGAAACGCAUCUGCCAGAGAAUGCCGAUGAUGUGGACAAAUUUUUGGAUAACCUGACUAAAGACAAAGUAAUAGACAAGUUCGAAGUUCGGCGUUUGCGCAUGGAGCAAGUGCAACUGAAUGAAGAGCUUGCCCAGGUGAAGAAACUCAUACAAAUAACCAAACCUGUCGAUAUCGAUAAGAUUGGAUUGGUCAAACAGGGAACGUCGGGUGACAAACGUCCAAUGUUGCCACUAUAUGGUAAGCGCAAUAAGCUUCGAAACACUUUUGGCAUCCGCGAAUCUAGCAUAAAAGCGGAGAAAGAUGAUGAUGCGGAUGCAGGGGAAUGUUCCACUUCCAUAACAAAGGAAACAAAAUCGAUUCAAAAGACAGCUCCGAAUAGUGAAGACAUUCCCUCCGGAAGCAAGUCCGUUUCGCGGGGAGAAGUGCCAGGUGGACCGAGCAACUAUAGAAAUGAACGGAAACGGUCAUCUUUGGUAGCGCAAGCUGACGAUCCAAGUAAACCAGAUCCUAUAACCGACAGCACUUCUGCCGGCGAGAGCAGUAGUAGCAAUAAGAAGAAACGACCGAGACAACGGAUCCGAGAUGGUAAAUUUCGCGAAAACGUCGAUUUUGACGAUGCUGUCGAACUAGCGAGUGAUGAUAAAAAUGUCGAGUGGGUGCCACCGUCGGGCCAGACUGGUGAUGGCCGAACUUCGCUGAAUGAAAAGUUUGGAUACUAGUAUGAAUGUUUCCAUACUAAAGGAUAAUUCGUUUAAAUGCGUAUGCGUAUUAGUUGCUUAUGUGCUCAAGUGACAGUCAAUAAAAAAGUACAAUGAAUUUCAGCAGCACAAAGUAA